CGGCCGGCAGCUCGCGGGAGGAAACGAAGCCGUCCAGCCCCUCGUCGAGGAGACGAACGCCCCCCCGGGGCUCGCCGCUUCGGAUCUUCCGACAACGGCGCCUCGAUGGCAAUCGCCAGGAGGCUCUCGCGCCAGUCUAAUCGCACGCCCGCACGUGCCGACCAGCGUCGCGAGCCGACGAUAUAGCGCCGGCCGACCGAUCUCUCUCGCCGUUGUCGUUACGCGGAGAGUUAUCGAGCGGCGAGCGGCGUGGAACGCGCCGCGUUUUGUAGAAAUAUUUACCUCGGCGACGGCGACGGCGGCGCGCGCGAACGUCCGCGUGCAGAUCAGCCUGCCCCGGGUAUCGUUUGUUUACGGCAAUCGCGUCCGCUCGUCCCCGUCGCGAUUCCCAUGCGAUUGUCGCCUGAUCGAUCGCUGUGCGCGCGUGGAUAGGAAAUCCAGCGGAGGAAGAGUCCAGCAGCGGCGUCUUGGCUGAGAGAGAGAGAGAGAGAGAGAGAGAUUCGUAUCGGCGCGUGGGACACCGGAACGUCUCUUCUUUCCCCGAACUCACUUCCCGACCUCGUCCUGUCAAAUGGUGGAGCGCAAGCAUCAGCGGCGCACCAUGGAGGACAGCGCGCAGGGUGCCCCGAGCGCCGUCCUCGAGGAGAUUUUCUACGUGACGUCGAAGCGGAACACGUACUACAAGGUGAAGCUGACGGAGAAGGGCCUGAGCCUGCAGAAGGAGCACAACGGCGCCGCCAAGAUCGAGACGAUCGCCCUGGCUGACAUAAUCGGCUGCAGGUGCAUGCGGUCGAAGCGCAGGAACGCGGGCAGCUGCGCCUGCCGACCGGGCGCGUCCAAGUCGCAGAUGAAGCUGGUGGAGUCGGCCGAGAUCUACCAGCAGUGCGACGAGCUCGACACGUCGGCCUACCUGUACAUAUACGCGUACACGCUGAAGAAGGCGCGCAUGAAGGUGAGCAGCGUGAGGCGCGAGCGCACGACCAUCACCCUGCGCUUUCGCAGCUUCGACAAGUACGAGGACAACCUGCGCGAGGCGAGCAGAUGGCGGCUGGCGAUCAAGUGCCUGGUCGCCAACGUGCCGGUGCCGAGGAACCUCAUGAGCCCCAGCCACGGCAACCUGGAGACGCUGGUCGGGGCGUGCCCGGGCGAGAGUCGGAAGCUCCUGGUGCUGUUGAACCCGAAAUCGGGGCCCGGCAGGGGCAGGGAGACCUUCCAGAAGAGGAUCCAUCCAAUCCUGUCGGAGGCGGAGAGAUCGUACGAGAUUCAUAUUACCAAGUGUCCUAAUUACGCUCGCGAGUUCGUGCGCAUGAGGGACAUCUAUCAGUGGAGCGGCUUGCUGAUGGUCGGCGGUGACGGGAUCGUCUUCGAGGUGGUGAACGGGCUUUUCCAGAGGCCCGAUUGGGAGAGAGCGCUUCGCGAAUUGCCGCUCGGGGUGAUACCGUGCGGCUCCGGCAACGGCUUAGCAAAGUCUAUCGCCUACGCGAAGAAAGAACCGUACGAUCGCAAUCCCCUGCUUAUCAGCGCGCUAUCGGCGGUCAAGUGCAAAAGGACAUCGAUGGACAUCGUGCGCGUAGAAACAAGGAGUCAGAUCCUUUUCUCGUUCCUGUCAGUAGGCUGGGGCCUGCUCGCCGACAUUGACAUCGAAAGUGAACGACUGCGUGCCAUCGGAGGCCAAAGAUUCACCGUGUGGAGCGUUGCGCGCCUAAUAGGAUUGAGAACGUACAAAGGCAAAGUGUCCUAUUUACCAUGCAGCAAGGUCCCACCGACGGAAAAUAUGGGAAACGGCAAGAUAUUUCACAAGGACUACGUCACGGAGAACAUACUGUCGCACUCGAGAAGCUACGGCGACGAAUUGGACAGGUGUUGUGCCGAACCUGAAUCAGUACCGAAAGGCUUCUACAAUACUUUCGGUGAAUCAUCCAACGAAUUAAACGGUUGCGACGAUAACGACGUGAUAACUGAGAACCUCGCCCUCGAGACGGAAAACGAGAGGAGGCACCGACUCGACAGUUUCUACUCCGCAACGUCGGUCAAGUCGACUUAUUUCAGCACAGGUUCGGCCUCGAGUUAUCACAGCGUGGAGGACGAUGAUAGCGCGGAGAUUGCCGCAGAAAACAUCUGUAACAAUCAAGUUAUGUACGGACCGUCAUCUACACUUCCGGCACUAACAACGCAGCUCUCCAACUGCUGGACAACGGUCCAAGGGGAAUUCAUAAUGGUGCAUGCAGCUUAUCAAACGCAUUUGGGACAGGACUACUUUUUCGCGCCACGUGCUACAUUAGCAGAUGGAAUUAUUUGGCUUUUGAUAGUUAAAGCCGGUAUUACACGGGCCAACUUAGUACAAUUUUUAUUAGGUCUGAGUAGCGGGACUCAUGUGACUUGUCCUGGCGUUGAUAUGAUACCUGUCAAGGCAUUCCGGAUAGAACCUAUGGAAGGAAUGAGCGGACAUAUAACCGUGGACGGCGAAGAAGUUGAUUACGGUCCGCUGCAAGCUGAGAUAUUUUCUUCCGUAGCAUCGGUGAUGACACCCUGACAUAAACGAUAAUCAUGUGUAUUUAACGCGGUGAUAUCAACAACAAAAUCAAAUAAUCCUCGGAUAUGAUCCGAGAGGAGGAAUUUGUUCUAGGCUAGCUUACAAUUAGAGAAUAAAUUAGGUAUAUAAUAGUAACACCAAACUGUUAAUGUAUAUUAAUAUUCUAUCUAUGAAGAUAUUUCGGAUUGUAAACUUUAAAUUGACAAUCUAUGUAGGCUGUUUAAAUCUCAAUCUAUCACCUUGCGAUACGUUCGCUCAGGAAGAAGAGUUCUUUUCCCUCUUCGUGAUGAAGAGACCGAUAGAUACAUACAUAAAAUUAUUUAUUAACCUAGAGCUGGACGGGUUAAAUCUGUUGCAUCUUAAUAGAUACAUUUAGCCAUUUUGUAAAGUUUUCUAUCAGUUUGUACAGUGUAUCUAUACAUGCAACAUAAUGAUAUUAUUUGUGCUCACUAUUGUAAACUGUAAUAUUACGUGUAAGAUACUAUAUUUUGUUACCAUGGUUAAAUAAAUUAAUAAAUUGCGUUGUUUUUCACGCAUGAAAUAUUUUGCGAGUCGAUACUAAUCAAGUGCAUAAGAAAAGUGUAAACUUUAUUAUCACAUCUUAAUACGUUUUGCGUCUUACAUCUCUAAUGCACAGUAAAAUGAUGCUGCAUUGUUUACGAUUCGAUAUAUAUGCUGCACAAAUGAAAAUAGUAUUUUAACGAUAAGUAACAUGCCGCGGCAUGUUGUCGGUUUGGUUACAUACGAGCCAUUUCCUUUACUUUCCAUACUAAAAGAACGAUACCCGACGGGAAUUAUAAAUUGUUAAGUCACAAUGAGAUCAAUUAGGUAUGACACGUCUGUCAUACUUGAAAAUGCUAAAUUGCCAAUGUUAAGAUUUAGUUAGCGGUCUUGAAUUCGUCCCCUUAAUCGAAUUAUACGGUAUAUUUUUUUCACGCGCGAUUAUUGUUAUACUUAAUAAACGGAAUUGAGGUUGAAA
Molecule: messenger RNA, 3512 nt
Organism: Vollenhovia emeryi
Lineage: Eukaryota; Metazoa; Arthropoda; Insecta; Hymenoptera; Formicidae
Gene: Sk2
Product: sphingosine kinase 1-like
Exons: 7
Coding region: 572-2533 (653 amino acids)
Biological process (GO): sphingosine biosynthetic process
Cellular component (GO): intracellular membrane-bounded organelle; cytoplasm; membrane
Source: RefSeq, a predicted model, not a curated record